UGGGAUACGAUGGGAUGGCGUGGAAUACCGAGGUGCGGACGGGGCUGGUGCAGAGUCAUGCUUGCGACCAUGAGGAGUACGCGGCCAAUCUGCCGACAGGAACCGGAUGUGCUCGGGUAGUCCGUGGUGGGAGGAACGAUGUGGUACUGGCGAGGGAUGUGGCACGGUUUGUGCAAGUCUCGCGGCUGACGGUGGUCCUGGAGAAGCUGAGCGAUGCCUAUCCGAUCACGCCGACGUCGCCGGUGCUGGCGUCGUACGGCCUGGUAGCGGUGGUGCCCAAGACGGAGAAGCUGUUCCAGCAAGCGUGCGCCUCGCUUGAGACCGACAUCAUCUCGAUCGACGGUGCUGAGCGCCUUGCGUUCUUUCUCAAGUUCCCCACGGUGGGACAGGCCAUCUCGCGCGGCAUCCACUUUGAGCUCUCGUUCUCGCCGCUGCUCACGGGCUCGCCGGUCGCCGUCCGCAACCUCAUGUCGAACGCCCUCUCGCUCGUCCGGUACACCCGCGGCAAGAACAUUCUACUGACGUCGGGUGCCCGCGAAGCGCUCGCACUUCGCUCGCCAUACGAUGUCACCAACCUCGGCGUCCUGUUUGGCCUCAGCCCCGGAGGAGCCAAGCUCGCGAUCUCCUCUGCGGCGUCGGACGUCCUCGCCCAUGCCGAGUCCCGCUCAAUGUACCGCACCUCGGUCGGCGUCGAGGUCUUUGAUGCCUCACGCCACGGCGAGCAUGUUGUGCCCACUGAGGGCGCGGCGUCGUCGGCGUCGGCGUCGUCGUCGGCGGCGGCCAAGGCAAAGGCGACGACAGCAAAGGCUGCCAAGGGAAAGGGAAAGGGAAAGGCCCAGUCCAAGGGCAAGGGCAAGGAUGUGCAGAAGAUGGAGAUUGAGUAAAAGGCCCCCGCAUUCUA
Thecamonas trahens ATCC 50062 is the source of this 901-nucleotide messenger RNA. Its product is annotated as ribonuclease P/MRP 30kDa subunit. Bases 15 to 884 code for a protein of 289 amino acids. The record is from RefSeq and is a predicted model, not a curated record. Gene Ontology annotation, biological process: tRNA processing. The transcript has a single exon. Gene Ontology annotation, cellular component: nucleolar ribonuclease P complex. Gene Ontology annotation, molecular function: RNA binding. Lineage: Eukaryota; Apusomonadida; Apusomonadidae.